UUCUGUUGUGAUCUAUGUGGAAAACGAUUUAUUGAUAAAUCAGAUUUAAACAAACACAUGAGAAUCCACACAGGACAGAAGCCUUUCUGCUGUGAUCUAUGUGGACAAAGAUUUAGCCAAAAAUAUAAUUUAAACAGGCACAUGAGAAUCCACACAGGACAGAAGCCUUUCUGCUGUGAUCUAUGUGGAAAAAGAUUUAGCCACAAAACAGCUUUAAACAAACACAUAAGAAUCCACACAGGACAGAAGCCUUUCUGCUGUGAUCUAUGUGGACAAAGAUUUAUCGUUAAAUCAGCUUUAAACACACACAUGAGAAUCCACACAGGACAGAAGCCUUUCUGCUGUGAUCUAUGUGGAAAAAGAUUUAGCCACAAAACAGCUUUAAACACACACAUGAGAAUCCACACAGGACAGAAGCCUUUCUGCUGUGAUCUAUGUGGAAAAAGAUUUAGCCAAAACUCAACUUUAAACACACACACGAGAAUCCACACAGGACAGAAGCCUUUCUGUUGUGAUCUAUGUGGACAAAGAUUUAGCUACAAAUCACAUUUAAACACACACACGAGAAUCCACACAGGAGAGAAGCCUUUCUGUUGCGAUCUGUGUGGACAAAGAUUUAGCUACAAAUCAGAUUUAAUCACACACAUGAUAAUCCACACAGGAGAGAAGCCUUUCUGUUGUGAUCUAUGUGGACAAAGAUUUAGCCAAAAAUCAACUAUAAACACACACAUGAGAAUCCACACAGGACAGAAGCCUUUCUGUUGUGAUCUAUGUGGACAAAGAUUUAACCACAAAUCACAUUUAAACACACACAUGAGAAUCCAUACAGGACAGAAGCCUUUCUGUUGCGAUCUGUGUGGACAAAGAUUUAGCCAAAAAUCACAUUUAAACCUUACCUCAGUCUGCUAUUACCCGCCGGAUCGUCUGCUCACAACCGCUCUCAAGCACCUCUCGUAUCCCUCCUUCCUGCUGCUCCCCUGCACGCACCAGCCUUCGUCCUUCAUCGCCCUCCUCGCAGUCUUCUUCUCCUCACCUCAGCCUCACUCACCCUCCUCGUGCCUGCCUGUGACUCUCCCUGCUGUGCUGCUGGCUCUUCCCCGACCCCAGCGCCCUCCCGCUUUCUCAGGAGGCUUCCUGGCUCCCAGCGUCUGCCUGGCUCCACAGUGCAGCACCUGCAGUCCUCCAGUUACCUCCGGUCCGCCUGCUCCUGCCAUCUCCAUCAUCCCUUCCCAGCCCGGUGAAGACUGUCGGUCACAUCCUCCACUACUCAUCAGUUUUCUAUAA
Messenger RNA from Fundulus heteroclitus (mummichog), 1284 nucleotides. RefSeq names its product zinc finger protein OZF-like. Gene Ontology annotation, molecular function: RNA polymerase II cis-regulatory region sequence-specific DNA binding; DNA-binding transcription activator activity, RNA polymerase II-specific. The record is from RefSeq and is a predicted model, not a curated record. The transcript has 2 exons. Gene Ontology annotation, biological process: regulation of transcription by RNA polymerase II. The annotation marks the transcript as partial. Gene Ontology annotation, cellular component: nucleus. Lineage: Eukaryota; Metazoa; Chordata; Actinopteri; Cyprinodontiformes; Fundulidae.